CACACCCCCGGAUCCCCAUAACUCUCCGCCUCCCGUUGUCUCCUGCAGCUGCUCUGCAGUUAAAACCAGGAAAACAACACCAAAAACAAGACUAAACAUGGCGCUUACUUCACAAGGAACGAAGAAAAAAGUUUGCUAUUACUACGACGGUGAUGUUGGAAAUUAUUACUAUGGUCAAGGCCAUCCCAUGAAGCCCCACCGGAUCCGCAUGACCCACAACCUGUUGCUCAACUAUGGGCUCUACAGAAAGAUGGAGAUAUAUCGUCCACACAAAGCCAGCGGAGAGGAGAUGACCAAGUACCACAGCGAUGAUUACAUCAAGUUUCUGCGCUCAAUCCGACCAGACAACAUGUCAGAGUACAGCAAACAGAUGCAGAGAUUUAACGUGGGAGAGGACUGUCCAGUAUUUGAUGGUUUAUUUGAGUUCUGCCAGCUCUCGGGGGGUGGUUCUGUUGCUGGUGCUGUGAAGUUGAACAAACAGCAGACGGAUAUUGCAAUCAACUGGGCUGGAGGUCUGCAUCACGCCAAGAAGUCCGAGGCCUCUGGGUUUUGCUAUGUCAACGACAUUGUACUGGCUAUCCUGGAAUUGUUGAAAUACCACCAGCGGGUUCUGUACAUCGAUAUUGACAUCCAUCAUGGAGACGGUGUGGAGGAGGCUUUUUACACCACGGACCGUGUCAUGACCGUGUCCUUCCACAAGUAUGGCGAGUACUUCCCAGGCACUGGAGACCUUAGGGACAUUGGUGCUGGCAAGGGUAAAUAUUAUGCUGUGAAUUAUCCACUGAGGGAUGGAAUCGAUGAUGAAUCAUAUGAAGCCAUAUUUAAACCUAUUAUGGCCAAGGUGAUGGAGAUGUACCAGCCCAGUGCAGUGGUUCUCCAGUGUGGAGCUGAUUCUCUGUCAGGAGACAGGCUUGGUUGUUUUAACCUCACCAUUAAAGGCCAUGCUAAGUGUGUGGAGUACAUGAAGAGCUUCAACCUGCCACUUUUGAUGCUUGGUGGAGGAGGCUACACUAUCCGUAACGUGGCGCGCUGCUGGACAUAUGAAACAGCUGUGGCCCUCGAUAGCUCCAUCCCUAAUGAGCUCCCGUACAAUGACUACUUUGAGUACUUCGGACCAGACUUCAAGUUGCACAUCAGCCCCUCCAACAUGACUAAUCAGAACACAAAUGACUACCUGGAGAAGAUCAAGCAGCGCCUGUUUGAGAACCUGCGAAUGUUGCCUCACGCCCCCGGAGUUCAGAUGCAAGCCAUCCCAGAAGAUGCUGUGCAGGAGGACAGUGGAGAUGAGGAGGAGGAGGAUCCCAACAAGCGCAUAUCCAUCCGUGCUCACGACAAGAGGAUAGCGUGUGAGGAGGAAUUCUCUGACUCAGAAGAUGAAGGUGAAGGAGGCCGUAGAAACACAGCCAGCUUCAAGAAAGCCAAACGAGUCAAAACCGAAGGAGAGAAGGAGGUUGAGGAAAAGGAGAAGAAAGGUGAGGAGGAAACAAAAGAAGUAAAAGAAGAGGAGAAGGCACCAGAGGAGGAGAAAAUGGACACAUCUAAAUGAGGAAAAAUGCGCUUAAACAUAUUGACCACGCUUUCUAGAACAUGGGCACCUGGAAGUGUUACAUAUUUUCUUACUAAUUCCUUUUGGUAGAAAAAGGAGUCCAAAACACUUGUAGGUCCUCAGCACUCAAUGAUGCCAUUACAUGAGAUAAAAAGUUAUAAAACGUUUUUUUUUUUCUUUUUUUUUCCUGUUAAAUUGUGUUUCGGACCGGCUCAGUGGAAAUCGAGGAAGAACAAGUGAUCUCUUACUCCUUCAGUAUGGGAUGAUGGAGAUACAGAUGGUUUUUAUUGUUUUUUUUUCCCUCCUUUUUUCCCUUUCUCCCACAAGACCUUUGCAAACUUUCCUGUUUAGGGAAAUGAAUUCCUUUUUGAGUAUUUUUUGUACACGUUUUCAUCUUUGCUAUGUUAUUUGCUUUGUACUUGUAAACAGAUACAUGUCUGUUUUUUUUUUUUUAUAUAUCUGGAUUUAAUUUAUUUAAGUCGGAUAUUUUGGCUACUUUGUUUCAUGUUUCAGCCCCACUUUGUCCUGUGCCUUUUGAUAAUGUAGUUGAAGCAUGUUUUAGAAGAUCUUUUACUGUAACAUAUCUGUCAUUGGUCUUGCCUUGCAGCCAGUGACUACGUUGCGUAUUCCCGAACAGCUUUCACAUGGCACAUCGAAAUAAACUAACUUCUAAUAUUUUUAGGUCAUAUUGUAAAUUCACACGUUUCUGAUACAAACAGUGGAAUCUUUGUUAGAUUAAUGUGACUCUUGUCUUACAAUUUAGAACGUUUUGGUCUCGUGCUCCUGAAGAGCAUGACACGGAUGUCAGAAUUCAUUAAUUGUACAUAAUUCUACUCUGCAACAAAAACAAAAGUGAGUAAAUGUAUUCCACCAAGGAGCUCAUGCCAUUUAAAUCUGACGUUGUUUUGACUGUAAAUACCAACAAACCUGCCAUGAGUUGCAAUUUUAUUAAAAUGUUUUUUUCCUUUUUAA
This is a messenger RNA of Cololabis saira (Pacific saury), 2518 nucleotides long. RefSeq names its product histone deacetylase 1. The coding region runs from base 98 to 1546 and encodes 482 amino acids. Lineage: Eukaryota; Metazoa; Chordata; Actinopteri; Beloniformes; Belonidae. The transcript is spliced from 13 exons. Gene Ontology annotation, molecular function: histone deacetylase activity. The record is from RefSeq and is a predicted model, not a curated record.